AUUAUGUCUUCAAUUUUUGGUCGCUCUCGAUAGUUUUAUGUCAAAUUAGGAUUAACGACAUUGGAAAUAUGUCUCAGCUUGUUUGGUUGUUCCAGUAUCUACUCCUCGUAGUGGCGGUUAGGGCUGUUCACGUGAUUUCCGGGGAGGAGCGCGCA
Amoebophrya sp. A25 is the source of this 155-nucleotide messenger RNA. Lineage: Eukaryota; Dinophyceae; Syndiniales; Amoebophryaceae. The record is from the annotation of a GenBank genome assembly.